Messenger RNA from Colletotrichum abscissum, 726 nucleotides. RefSeq lists its product as uncharacterized. The record is from RefSeq and is a predicted model, not a curated record. Lineage: Eukaryota; Fungi; Ascomycota; Sordariomycetes; Glomerellales; Glomerellaceae. The transcript has a single exon. Bases 1 to 726 code for a protein of 241 amino acids.
AUGAAGACGAUCGGUACACUCCUCCUCGCCACUCUGGCCAGCCAGGCCUCGGCAGCGGUCCAGAUGGAAGUGCGAUUCAGCGACAGGAUGAUCGACGUCGGCAACCUCGACCUCUUCGCCGUAACGUGGCAAACCAUCUACGGAGAGACCGGCAACACCAGAGCCAUCAUGACGGACCGCUCCGCCGGCGCCCAGACCAACGAGUGCACGCACGCCGACGACUACGACCCGGACGUGACGGUGCGAGUCAAGAUGAACGGAGCCUGGGGGAAGACGCCAGGCCUCGAGGGCAACGAGAUGCGCGACGGCCUCGUCCAGUCCAUGUGGGAGGUUCUCAGCAGAGUCUCAGACCCUUACGGGUACGAGGUCUUCAACGGCUGCCGGGGACUGACGUGGAUGGAAAGCGUUGGGUACACGCCCGACGCGGCGUGUGGUCCCCAGAGUUCGAGAAAUUGUCAGUACGCGUGCCGCAGGGAGAACUCGCCCGGGUUGGCGCAGUGCAUGAACCAUACUUGGGGCCACAAGGUGCCGUCGUCGCUGCGGGUGACGGCGUACAUUGACGGUCAGCUGCAGCCUGAUGACUUGAUUAUUGAGUUUUCUGCUACUGCCAACUCGGAGAGCGGUGGAUGCGGCUGGGUUGGCAGUAUUGCUGGUGCUCUUGCUGGAUUCAUUCCUGUUGGAGGCAAGCUGUUUUCUAAGGGUAUCGAGAUCGGUUGUAGCGAUUGA